Molecule: messenger RNA, 1803 nt
Organism: Herpailurus yagouaroundi (jaguarundi)
Lineage: Eukaryota; Metazoa; Chordata; Mammalia; Carnivora; Felidae
Gene: ITM2B
Product: integral membrane protein 2B
Exons: 6
Coding region: 177-977 (266 amino acids)
Biological process (GO): negative regulation of amyloid precursor protein biosynthetic process
Cellular component (GO): extracellular exosome; Golgi apparatus; plasma membrane
Molecular function (GO): amyloid-beta binding
Source: RefSeq, a predicted model, not a curated record
GCUGUGAGGCUGCGGGAGCGCUGCAGCAGUAGCCGCCUCAGCAGCCGCGGAGCCGCUCGCUUCACCUCCUUCGUCGCUGAGCCGCUCUCGGCCGAGGAGGCUGCAGCCGAAGCCAGGAGCCCUCAGCCCUCGCCUCGAGCUCGCCGCCGCCCUCCGAGGGCGCCCCAGGCCGCGCCAUGGUGAAGGUGACGUUCAACUCGGCUCUGGCCCAGAAGGAGGCCAAGAAGGACGAUCCCAAGUGCGGCGAGGAGGCACUCAUCAUCCCCCCCGACGCCGUCGCGGUGGACUGCAAGGACCCAGAUGAAGUGGUACCAGUUGGCCAAAGAAGAGCCUGGUGUUGGUGCAUGUGCUUUGGACUAGCAUUUAUGCUUGCAGGUGUCAUUCUAGGAGGAGCAUACCUGUACAAAUAUUUUGCACUUCAACCAGAUGACGUGUACUACUGUGGAAUAAAGUAUAUCAAAGAUGAUGUCAUCUUAAACGAGCCUUCUGCAGAUGCCCCGGCUGCUCGCUACCAGACAAUUGAGGAAAACAUUAAGAUUUUUGAGGAAGAUGAGGUUGAAUUCAUCAGUGUGCCUGUCCCAGAAUUUGCAGAUAGUGAUCCUGCCAACAUUGUUCAUGAUUUUAACAAGAAACUCACAGCCUAUUUAGAUCUUAAUCUGGAUAAGUGCUAUGUGAUUCCGUUGAAUACUUCCAUUGUUAUGCCACCCAGAAACCUACUGGAGUUACUUAUUAAUAUAAAGGCUGGAACCUAUUUGCCUCAGUCAUAUCUGAUUCACGAACACAUGGUUAUCACUGAUCGCAUUGAAAACGUUGAUCACCUGGGUUUCUUUAUUUACCGACUGUGCCAUGACAAGGAAACUUACAAACUGCAACGCAGAGAAACCAUCAAAGGUAUUCAGAAACGUGAAGUCAGCAAUUGUGUUACAAUUCGGCAUUUUGAAAACAAAUUUGCUGUGGAAACUGUAAUUUGUCCUUGAACAGUCAAGAAAAACAUGGGAGAAAAAUUUAAUAUUGCAUCAUAACCCCACCCUUUGUAUUUUGUGCAGUGAUUAUUUUUUAAGAUCUUCUUUCAUGUAAGUAGCAAACAGGGCUUCACUAUCUUUUCAUCUCAUUAAUUCAAUUAAAACCAUUACUUUAAAAAAAUCUUUUCUUCUUUCCAAGUGUGGUGUCUGUCUUUUAUCUUGAAUUAGUAGUUGUAUGAAGUCAUAGAUAAUAAUACACCAUAGAUCUUAUGUGUUAGGAAGAAUUUAAAUUUCUUUAAAUCAUUUAUCCAGAUUUUUACGUUUGAAUUAUGCAUUUUCCAGAGGAGGGGUUAUCUAAAGAAAAAUCAUAUAUAUGCAUACGUAAGAAUGGACCACAGUGACUUAUUAGUAGUUGUUAGCUGCCCUGCUACUUAGUUUGUUAGAGCAUUUGAGCACACAUUUUAAUUUUCCUCUAAUUAAAAUGUGCAGUAUUUUCAGUGUCAUAUUUAACUAUUUAGAGUAUGAUUUCCACCUUGAUGUUUUAAUAUCCUAGACAUCUGCUGUAAUAAUAUUUUAGAAAAUGUUUGGAAUUUAAGAAAUAACUUGUGUUACUAAUUUGUAUAACCCAUAUCUGUGCAAUGGAAUAUAAAUAUCACAAAGUUGUUUGACUAAAAGACUGUGUGUUGUUUUUCCCCUAUAACAAAACCAAAGAGUAAUUUGGUUCUUUAUAUCUUAAGAUAAUCUAUGUAAAAGAAGAAAGUAUCUCUUAAAAAUUCAGUUCGCUACAUAUAGUGGGUAAAAAUACAGAUUUUUAAAAAAUAAAAACAAACUUUUAAACUAA